AUGGAUGAAGAGACUCGGCACAGCCUUGAGUGCAUCCAAGCCAAGCAGAUCUUUCCCAGGAAGCAGCUGAUCCGGGAGGAUGAGAAUCUUCAGGUUCCUUUCCUUGAACUGCAUGGAGAGAGCACAGAGUAUGUGGGCCGUGCUGAGGACGCCGUCAUCGCCCUUUCCAAUUACAGACUUCACAUCAAGUUCAAGGAGUCUCUUGUUAACAUCCCAUUGCAGCUUAUAGAAAGUGUUGAAUGCCGAGAUAUAUUUCAGCUUCAUUUGACUUGCAAAGACUGCAAAGUUAUCAGGUGUCAGUUCUCAACCUUUGAGCAGUGUCAAGAGUGGCUUAAGAGACUGAACAAUGCAAUCCGACCACCUGCUAAAAUAGAAGAUCUCUUCUCAUUUGCAUACCAUGCUUGGUGCAUGGAGGUCUACGCCAGUGAAAAAGAGCAACACGGAGACCUGUGCAGGCCAGGGGAACAUGUAACGUCAAGGUUUAAAAAUGAAGUGGAGCGGAUGGGUUUUGAUAUGAACAACGCCUGGAGGAUUUCUAACAUCAAUGAGAAGUACAAGCUGUGUGGUAGCUACCCGCAGGAGCUCAUAGUGCCUGCCUGGAUCACUGACAAAGAACUGGAAAGUGUUGCAGGCUUCCGGUCCUGGAAGCGCAUCCCUGCUGUCGUCUACAGGCACCAGAGCAAUGGCGCUGUCAUUGCCCGCUGCGGACAGCCAGAGGUCAGCUGGUGGGGCUGGAGGAACGCCGACGACGAGCACCUGGUGCAGUCCGUAGCCAAGGCUUGUGCCUCGGACUCCCGAUCCAGUAGCAGCAAGCCGCCGCCGAGGAACAGUCCCCGGGACUUCCCCUGUGCAGGAGACCUCUCUGAUGUGGAGUUUGAUUCUUCUCUGUCAAAUGCUUCAGGAGCAGAGAGUCUAGCCAUCCAACCGCAGAAGCUUUUGAUCUUGGAUGCACGCUCCUAUGCCGCAGCGGUGGCAAACCGAGCCAAAGGAGGAGGCUGUGAGUGCCCAGAGUACUACCCAAACUGUGAAGUUGUUUUCAUGGGGAUGGCAAACAUUCAUUCAAUUCGGAGGAGUUUUCAGUCUCUGCGUUUGCUCUGCACUCAGAUGCCAGAUCCGGGAAAUUGGCUCUCGGCUCUUGAGAGCACCAAGUGGCUCCACCACCUGUCUGUGCUGCUGAAGUCGGCGCUCCUGGUGGUGCACGCGGUGGACCGGGACCAGCGGCCCGUGCUGGUGCACUGCUCCGACGGCUGGGACCGCACCCCGCAGAUCGUGGCGCUGGCCAAGCUGCUGCUGGACCCCUACUACCGAACCGUGGAGGGUUUCCAGGUCCUCGUGGAGAUGGAGUGGCUGGAUUUUGGCCACAAGUUUGCUGACCGGUGUGGUCAUGGGGAGAACUCGGAUGAUCUGAACGAGCGUUGCCCAGUGUUUUUGCAGUGGCUUGACUGUGUUCAUCAGCUUCAGAGGCAAUUUCCAUGCUCUUUUGAGUUCAAUGAAGCAUUCCUUGUGAAACUGGUGCAGCACACCUACUCCUGCCUCUUUGGGACAUUCCUGUGCAACAACGCCAAGGAGAGAGGGGAGCAGCAUACGCAGGAGCGGACGUGCUCGGUGUGGUCACUGCUGCGGGCGGGCAACAAGGCCUUCAGAAACCUGCUGUACUCCUCGCAGUCGGAGGCCGUGCUGUAUCCUGUGUGCCAUGUGCGCAACCUGAUGCUGUGGAGCGCAGUGUACCUGCCCUGCCCGUCCCCGUCCACCCCCGUGGACGACAGCUGCGCGCCGUACCCCGCCCCAGGCUCCAGCCCCGAUGAGCCGCCUCUGAGUCGGCUACCAAAGACCAGAUCAUUUGACAAUCUGACCACCGCCUGUGACAACACAGUGCCUCUGGCCAGCCGGCGCAGCAGUGACCCGAGCCUGAAUGAGAAGUGGCAGGAGCACCGUCGCUCGCUGGAACUGAGCACCCUGGCUGGUCCUGGGGAGGAGUCUGUGGAGCCUGACAGCCUGGGGAAGCCAACCAAAGUGCUGGGUGGUGCCGAGCUGUCUGUUGCGGCUGGAGUAGCUGAGGGGCAGAUGGAGAACAUUUUACAAGAGGCCACCAAAGAGGAGAGUGGGGUAGAGGAGCCAGCCCACAGGGGGGUGCAGGAGGUCAAGGAGAAGGCUCUGUUGGAAGAGGGGAGCAGGGGUAAGGGCCCCGAGGGCUCAGCUCGUGAACUUGAUCAGCAGCCAGAGGUUGGUGAGGCUGCCCUAAGCAGCCAUCCAGGCACCAGCCCUCCUGGGCUCUCUCAGGGUGCUCCUGAGCAGGGCGGGCCCACUGUUCUCCCCAGUUCUCUCCAGGAGCCGCCCAGGGGAGAGGGUACCCAGGAGGUCCCUGUGGCACCCUCUCAGAUAGGAGCUGUGGCAGAGGACAGGCAGGAGGCAGGCCUUCCCGUCUCAGCAGAUGUGGAUGUUGACUCUGGUACCUCACCGUCAAGUUCUCUGCCCUCCCAAGUUCCAUUUGAGACCAGAGGACCAAACAUGGAUGGGUCUGUGGACAUGUUAAUGGAAGAUAAAGUGAAGUCAGACAGUGGGCCCCAGGGCCAUCAUAGACCUGGCCCAGUCCACAGGGACCGGCUCAGUAGCAAGGACGUGCUUCCUCCAGCUGUGGAGCCCAGGCCUACAGAGAGAAGCCUGGCGGAGACGCCCCAGCUGGGGCCUGCGGUGCGCAGGACUUCCCUUGGCGGUGCCUGGAGCCCAGCACAUUCUCCUAGUGCCUUUCCUUUAGCCGAAUGUAAAGAGGGGCUUGUGUGCAACGGUGCCCCAGAGGCUAAAAAUAAGGCCUCGGAGCAGCCCCCAGGGCCUACUACCCUCCAGAAGUACCCCACCCCCAAUGGACACUGCGCCAAUGGGGAGACCGGGAGGAGCAAGGACUCCCUGAGCCGCCAGCUGUCGGCCACAAGCUGCAGCUCUGCCCACGCACACGCGAGGAGCUUGCACCACAAGUGGCUGCACGGCCACUCGGGGAGGCCGUCGGCCGCCGGCAGCCCCGAGCAGCCUUCCCGCAGCCACCUGGACGACGACGGCAUGCCUGUGUACACAGACACGAUCCAGCAGCGCCUGCGUCAGAUCGAGUCGGGCCACCAGCAGGAAGUGGAGACCCUGAAGAAACAAGUCCAGGAGCUGAGGAGUCGCCUGGAGAGCCAGUACCUGACCAGCUCCCUGCGCUUCAACGGGGACUUCGGGGAUGAAGUGACUUCAAUUCCCGACUCGGAAAGCAAUCUGGAUCAGAACUGUUUGUCUCGCUGCAGCACAGAGAUUUUCUCUGAAGCCAGCUGGGAGCAGGUGGAUAAACAGGACACGGAGAUGACCCGUUGGCUCCCUGACCACCUGGCCGCCCACUGCUAUGCGUGUGACAGCGCCUUCUGGCUUGCCAGCCGGAAGCAUCACUGCAGGGAUACUGAUCGUGUUGAUCAAACAUGGAACUGUGGGAAUGUAUUCUGCUCCAGUUGUUGUAACCAGAAGGUUCCAGUUCCCAGCCAACAGCUCUUUGAACCUAAUCGAGUGUGCAAGUCUUGCUAUAGCAGCCUGCAUCCCACAAGCUCCAGCAUUGACCUAGAACUGGAUAAGCCCAUUGCUGCCACUUCAAACUGA
Molecule: messenger RNA, 3621 nt
Organism: Rangifer tarandus platyrhynchus (Svalbard reindeer)
Lineage: Eukaryota; Metazoa; Chordata; Mammalia; Artiodactyla; Cervidae
Source: the annotation of a GenBank genome assembly